AAAUCCUCAAACUCUCACACAAACAAACCGAGCAAGAGAAAAUCAAGCAGCUACCUGCCAUGGCCGCCAUGCUCGCUCGCCUCGCCGGCAAGCAGCAGCAGCUGCUGCUGCAGUACGCGCUCCGCCGCUCGCCGGCGCCGCCCGGCCGACGCCUCCCCGGCGUGGUUCGGGCCCUACCCCUACUUUGGUCUGCACCAUUCCUCGGCGGCAGCCGCCGCCUCAAGUCGUACAACGCGGCGGCUGGGGUUGCCGUGGGCGGUGACAAGGCCGCCGCCGACCACCACCACCGCCACGCCGUCGGAGCUGAUCUCGACGUCGGCGAGCUCGCCUCCGAGGAGCACUACUCCGCCGCCGGGACGUCGUCGUCGUCAUCCCGCGAGUACCACAGCGUUGCUCAAACGGUGGCGGCGGCUGAUGGCGACUUCGACGGCGGCGAGAAGAUGGCAACAAGGCCGGCGGCGAGAGGUGGCGGCGCCAAAGCAAGUGUACUACUGGGGUGGGGAGAGCCGGAGCCAGGAGGUGGCCCACACUACAAUUGAUCACAUAUAUAUAUUACCAUUAUAUUCGCAUAUCACUAGUUAUUAAUAACUGUGCUAAGUAUUUCGUCGUAGAUGUACGUAGUUUGCAGAACUAGUUGUAUCGGAUAUAUUCGAAUAAUUGAAUAUGUUGUGUAGUAAGUAUAUAUAUAUAUUAUCAGGUUAUCACCUGCCUGUAAAAAUGUUUCCUGUACCAGUGAUUAUACACAUAUGCAUGUGAGGACCUAUGCACCAAAGUUUGAAUAAAUGUAUGUGAUCAAAUUUUAAUUGA
Molecule: messenger RNA, 807 nt
Organism: Oryza sativa Japonica Group (Japanese rice)
Lineage: Eukaryota; Viridiplantae; Streptophyta; Magnoliopsida; Poales; Poaceae
Source: RefSeq, a predicted model, not a curated record